Enterobius vermicularis (human pinworm) is the source of this 1977-nucleotide messenger RNA. Lineage: Eukaryota; Metazoa; Nematoda; Chromadorea; Rhabditida; Oxyuridae. The record is from the annotation of a GenBank genome assembly.
AUGGGUGUUAAAAAGCGGAAAACAACUGCGAGUCAAGAAACAGAUUUUGAACCAGCCACCAAGGUUUACUCCAGCAGUGUUAAUUCAUGGUUCGGCCCGAAACGGCUGUUUAUUGUCAUCAGUUUAGCCGUAGUUGCAGUAUCUUUCUAUUACUACAAAAAUAUCUAUUUACCAUAUCGCAUUGCUAAAAAGUCCUACUUGCCACCAUUGAAUCCCAGUUACGAUCGGGUAUGGGGAUCUUAUCGAUCGCAUGUUUAUUUCGGUUUAAGAGCUCAUCAUCCGGCGUCGCCUUUAUUUGGUAUGAUUUGGUAUAAGCAGAAAGGAGCACAACUAACGCUGAAUGAUGUUCGGCAUUGGUGCGAAAAGGACAAUGGUAUUAAAAGUUACGCAUACACAGAAGCUGACGGACGGAGUUUUGGAAGGCAGGUAAUCAAAGAUAAAUUUGCUACAAUUACGACUGCCUGGAUCAAUGAAGGAAAUUCAUGGACGUCACGGAUCAACAAAGUUUCAAGCAUUGAGAGCAAUCAUGCGUUUCUGUUUUACUUUAUGCUACAGGUUUCGUUGUUUAUUUUAACAUCUGCUGUUUGGGUUUUUCAUGUUUUACUUUUUAAGGGUUAUUCUCAGCUGCAUCAGAACUUAGGCCGCACAGCGCUUUCUAAUAUGUUGGGGAGUAUUGGUUACAAUUAUGGAUAUAAUCGUGUAAAAAGCCAGCACUCUUCCGAAGAAAUUUUUUACGGUCCUCAAGAGCUUUUAUCUGCCUGUCCUUGUCGUUCCACUUUUCCACGUGGCUUUUUGUGGGAUGAGGGUUUUCACCAUUUGGUAUUUAGAAAAUUCGACCCUGAAUUAUCACUAAAGAUAAUAUCGUCUUGGUUAGACACUAUGAAUAUUGAUGGAUGGAUUCCAAGAGAGAUGAUUUUGGGUGCUGAAGCUGAAUUAAGGGUACCUCCUGAAUUUAUUGUCCAGGUUGAUAAAACUGCAAAUCCUCCAAUGUUCUUUUUUUUAAUCCAACGUUUUCUGGACGACGAGAAGGAACAUGUGACGACUUUAAAAAAAAUUUACCCUCGUUUGGCGCUUUGGCAUAAGUGGCUAAACGACACACAGAAAGGCCCCUUACCCGGCACCUAUCGUUGGAGGGGUAGAAAUUAUACUACGGAUUUGGAAUUGAAUCCAAAAACUUUAGCUAGUGGUUUUGAUGAUUACCCCAGGGCAACUCAUCCGUCAGACCAGGAAUAUCAUCUUGACCUUCGUUGUUGGAUGGCUGUAUCUGCCAGAGUCCUUUCUCGCUUAGCGCAUAUUUCUGGUGAUAAUGAUGCUGAAAUAAGAUACAAAAAUGACGCUGAUUAUCUUGGCGAUGUAAAUUAUUUGAAUAAACUGCACUGGAGCAAAAAGAGGCAAAGAUUUUGUGACUACGGGUUACAUAGUCCGUCAGUUUCUCUUAAGGAUAUGCCGGUCCGGACAAAAAAUGGUCAUGUUUUGCGAUAUCAGAACGGUGAGAUCGUAACACGGAGCUUUGUAUAUGAUACGUUCGGUUAUGUAUCGCUGUUUCCUGUAAUGCUUCGGCUUUUGCCCCAUGAUUCUGCGCAGCUCCAAUUAAUCUUAGAAAAUCUUAGGACUGAAGAAGAGCUUUGGACAAAGUAUGGUUUGAGGUCACUAUCAAAAUCGUCACCAUACUAUAGGGCCAGGAACACCAAGGACGACCCUCCGUACUGGAGAGGAAAUAUCUGGGUGAAUAUGAAUUAUAUGAUGCUGUCAGCGUUACAUUUUUACGCACAUAUCCCUGGGCCUAAUCAGAAAAUGGCUUCUAAAAUUUAUCACGAGUUACGGAACAACGUUGUAGAAAACUUAGCGAGAGAGUUUAAUGAAACUGGGACGUUAUGGGAACACUACGACGAUGAUACCGGGAAGGGUGGCGGUGCUUACCCCUUUACAGGGUGGUCCGGGCUGGUCCUCUCCAUUAUGGCGGAGCAGUACAACUGA